AGCAGGGCCUUGCCUUUGUGGUUGUAGAAAGAGAAGAUGGCUCCCGUUCUGGAGAAACAGCUCCCGGGCGCAGCCGGGGCAAGCGACAACAACAACGAAGAGGAAGAAGGACAAAACCUUUGGUCCUCAAUACUGAGUGAAGUUUCUACUCGCUCCAAUUCAAAGUUGCCAUCAGGAAAGAAUAUCCUGGUAUUUGGUGAAGAUGGAUCAGGAAAAACGACACUCGUGGCCAAACUUCAAGACACCGAUCACAGCAAGAAAGGGAGGGGACUGGAGUAUCUGUACUUAAAUGUCCAUGAUGAGGACAGAGAUGACCUUACUCGGUGUAACGUGUGGAUCCUGGAUGGGGACCUGUACCACAAAGGCCUACUUAAGUUUGCUGUUUCGGCUCAGUCACUACGUGAUUGUCUAGCGGUGUUCGUUGCGGAUAUGUCACGGCCCUGGACCAUUAUGGAAUCACUGCAGAAGUGGGCUAGCGUGCUACGUGACCAUGUGGACAAGCUCAAGAUCCCUCCUGAAGACAUGAGAGAACUGGAGCAGAACAUGGUGAAAGCCUUCCAAGAGUACACAGAACCGGAGGAUGCCACCCCAGCCUCCCCACAGAGACGGGCCCCGACAGCAGGGGAAGACGAGGCCGUCGUGCUACCACUUGGAGACAACACACUCACACACAACCUGGGCAUUCCAGUGCUAAUAGUUUGCACAAAGUGUGACGCAGUCAGCGUAUUAGAGAAGGAGCAUGACUACAGAGAGGAGCACUUCGAUUUCAUCCAGUCCCACAUCAGGCGAUUUUGCUUAGAAUAUGGUGCUGGCUUGAUCUACACCUCGGUCAAAGAGGAGAAAAACCUGGAUCUGCUUUACAAAUAUAUAGUACAUAAGAUGUAUGACUUCCAGUUCACCACACCUGCCUUAGUGGUGGAGAAGGAUGCAGUGUUCAUUCCCUCUGGUUGGGAUAAUGAGAAGAAAAUUGGGAUUUUGCAUGAAAACUUUACAACGGUGAGACCUGAAGAUCCAUUUGAAGAUUUUAUCACAAAGCCUCCAGUACGAAAGCUGGUUCAUGACAAAGAGAUAAAUGCAGAGGAUGAGCAGGUAUUCCUGAUGAAGCAACAGUCUUUGUUAGCGAAGCAGCCGGCCACACCAACAAGAGGAGCAACCGAGUCUCCAGGACGGACAACCUCCGGUUCCCCCAGACCUGCGGGUCGCGCUGGCCAACCCACUGUGCCCGGUGGCUCACCGAUGGCUGCUGUCAAAAAGCCUGACCCUAACAUGAAAGGCGGGGCUGCCAAUGAGGGAGUGCUGGCUAACUUCUUCAACAGUCUGUUGAGUAAAAAGACUGGAGCCCCAGGGAGCCCCGGGAGCCCAGGAGCUGGAGCGGUUGGAGCUGGAGUGCAAGGGUCCGCCAAGAAAACAGGGCAGAAGCCGGGUUUGACUGAUGUCCAGGCUGAGUUGGACAGGAUGACUCGCAAACAAGACUCAACGGUUUCAGCUAACAACAUACCACCGCCGACAGAGAACGAAGCGUAAAGGCAACAAAAACAGCUGCAUCGUCCACUGCGUUAAUACUCUGGAAAAUUACAUGUACUUGUGAGCAUAAAAAAAAGAAAUUGACCAAAUUCCCAAUGUCUAUAUCAGUCAGCACACACACACAGUGGUUUCACCUAAAUGAGUUUCGGAUGCUGUCAGAUAAUUUGGUGUUCUGGUGAGAUGGGAAGAGAGAGAUCAAAGAGAUGGAGGUGUUAAUGAGAUGAUAAGUGCUGAAGGCUUGGCUUUAUUUCUGUCCUCUCUUCCACUGUAAAUGUUAUUUUGUGAGGGAUGUCAGUUUAUGGAAAUGUGUGCACACUCCCUGGCAACCAGCCUGAUGCGCUGGGCUGCAGGCCCCCCAGUUUCUGGGGUUAAACACCAACUCCUCAUGGGUUUAAAGAGUGGAAAUAUACUGUUCCGGUGGCCUCUGGUUCAGUUUAUCUCAUGGAAGGAAUUUGGUUGUGAUUGGAAAGGUAUUUAAACUUUAAAUAGAUGAAUUGAGAAAGUCAUUAAAAUACUUGCAAACAUAUGUAGUAUGUAAAAAUUGUUGGAUAUGAUACUGUUGUAUUUAUACAAAGUUCCUCCUUUUUAUUUUAUUUUUGUGCACCAUUUAUUGGGUUUAUGGAAGCAUUCAUCUGUAUCACGUAACAUGUUAAAAUGCCACUGACGUCAUGACACUAAUGAGAUGUCCAGAUAGCUGACAGCAUAUCAUAUCAUUCGCCCUAGUCAUCUCGAAGGAUUCUGUAAAUAUUAAUACGAAAAUUCUAUUCAGGUUCACUUUGAUUUUGUAUAAAAAUGCAAUCCUGUUCAAAUUCUGAAAAUGGCUUCUUUGACUAAAUGAGACUGGUUGGGAUUUGACAGGCUUUGAGGUUGCAACAGAAUCGCUUCUUUAGCUACAGGUGUGUAUAUUUGGGGAGGGUGGUUGGGCAGCAUCUUUCCUACUAUAACUCCCAAGUGCCUCGCACAGUUAGCUGUUUGUGUCAUAGUAGAUGUGCUUGUCUACAUAAGAGGAAAUGCACUGUAGCACCAUCGGUUAAAAAGGUUUUUUUGUCCAUUUUUUGUCAUCCAAAUAAUUUAUUUCUUUUUACAUUUUUGUUAAUGUACAACAAGCCUGUGGUUUCUAUUAUUUUUCACAAAUAAGAUUUCUGUGGCCUAGUUGAUAGUGUUCAUUAGAGCAAUAGAUUGAAUGCCUUCAUACAAACUGUAAAGGCUGCUGAUAUUAAGAAAAAACCACGUGAUGGAACUUUUUGGUCCCCCAGAUGAACACUUGCUGUGGUUGAAACCAUUUGCUUCGCAGCCAAAACACACACACUCACACAAACACUCACAUACACACACACACACAAUGAUUUGCUGUGGUUUGAACAAAAUGAAAUAUUGUAUCAUUCAGUGUUUAACAGCACUGUGGUCCUUUUUGGUGUCACGUUUUCUUCACACUGUACUUCGCAUGUCAGUUAAAACAUUCCCAGUUUCUACAUGAAGUAGCUGUAGAGAUGUCCCUGUAGGAAACCUGUUUUUCAAGUCAGAUUUUUUUGGUUUGGUCUCUUUCAGUGCCCGAUUUAAAACAACGACCUUUUGCCUUCAAUGUACAGCUAAUAGUUUGUCACACUGGGCGCCCUGCCUUCACAGGAUUGCUCCUAAUUAAUUUGUGUGUCCUUAAGGGGUUGCUUAAUUGUCUUAUGUAAUUUCUUUUCUUUAAAAAAAAAAAAAAAAAAAAAUUAAAACCAUUAUACUGUACCAUAUCAGAUAAUCUGUAAUAAUACGUAUGGUUUCAUGACACCAUAAUCUAAUCAAAAUGAAUUAAGUGUACAUUAUCAUUUUUAAGUCUGAAUGCAAGGCCCUACUUAAUCCUAUGGAUAUUGUUUAUCAGUAGCUUUCACAGAUGUCAUGGUAAAUGUGAAGAGAGCAGCUAUUUGCUAUUCAACUGGAGUGAAUUGGAACAUGGAACCAAAGAUGCAUAUUAUUCUCUAUUUUCAGCUUUUAUAGUCGGUAGUCAUCCAUAAGAUUAACCAGUGGCCAUUUUUCUCCUCUCUUUCAUUGAGCACUUGCAUUCCAAACUUAUGGUCUGCCUUUUUUUUUUUUUUUGCAUACCACCCUAUAAAAAUGGUAGAAAUGCCUUAGUCCACUCAACCAUAUCUGCUAUUUCAGGAGUUGGAAGGAAAAGAAAUACCAUAAUUGUGUUACAGUUGUUUAAAAUGGUGCAAUGCAAUUACGGUUUAAUAUCAUUUCUAAACAAUUUGCUCUUUGAGGGAAUAACCACCAGACCAUAUUUGUGUACAGUCUACUUUAUGCAUGAUUUGAUUUGUUGUUAAAGUGAUGCUCCACAAUUGCUCUGGGUUUAUUUUUGAUCAAAAUUAAGCUCUUAUUGUUUUUAUUUUUUCCUUUUUUUUGUGACUGGGUGGAAUGUGCACCUGAGGGUCUGUUGCCGAAGUGGAUGAAAUACAAUUAUAAGAACAGCCAGGAGCAGUACCACCACAUGUUGAAAUACGCACUUUUCCAUGGACACUUGUAUCAAUUCCCUGUUGCUACAGUUUAAAGAUACAAAAUGCAUAUUUUCCUUUUUGCCUUGCCUUUUAGAACAUUUAGUAAUGAAUUUAGAAGUUAACCUACUCAGUAAAAUUGCAUUAUUUAUCUGCAGUUGCUGCUUAAGUUAUGGAAGGUGCCCCUUGUGGUUAACUAUGGAAUAACACCCUUUCUGCUGAUGGUAUUGUGAUUUUUAAUAUCAAUCCUCUAGAAAUCAUUGUACAAGGGAUAUUUUUGGGACAUCUUGAUGUAGAUAAACCAAAUAAAUGUCCAUUCAUUUUCAGGUUUGUCAUUUUUUUGCCCAUGAAACGUCCCUAGAUUGUGUUUACAUCCUAAUAGACAUGUUUUUGUUGUCAAAUAUGGUUUUGCCCAUAAGACACUUUCUGUUUAAAGGAAUAUUGACCCCACCAAUUUGUCCUACUGAAACGUGGCCACACUUUUUAAAAUUGGUAUUUAGCUGAGUGGAAUGAAGCGCUCUUAUGCUGCUUGGUUUCAGAGUUGCACCUACUCUUUGUAAAGAUUUGGAUGUUGCUUCCAGGAUUGAAUAAUGAACAGAUGUUGUAACUUUUGUACUCAAACGUCAGUUGAAAGCAACUGCCUCCUCACAUCUUAACUGAAUUGCCUUCAACCACUAUCGACAGUCUACAUCUAUAUAAGACUAAGAGCUUCUGCUUCCAGUCCUUUUAUAUCCAGGAUAUCAAGACAUUGUAAGCACAUGGCUGGCUGCAUUUUUGUGUCCUGAAUUCAUUCAGAAGUUUGAUUGUAUGACUUUAACACAACUCUGUAGCCUCCUAGCUGCCAUGUGGAUUCUAGCUUCUUAUGCCGACAAAGAUAAGGAACAUGUUUAUCAGACCCCUGGCUUCAAUAAAACCA
Scomber scombrus (Atlantic mackerel) is the source of this 4917-nucleotide messenger RNA. RefSeq names its product dynein, cytoplasmic 1, light intermediate chain 2 (gene dync1li2). Gene Ontology annotation, cellular component: cytoplasmic dynein complex; centrosome. Bases 37 to 1524 code for a protein of 495 amino acids. The transcript is spliced from 13 exons. NCBI's taxonomy places the organism in Eukaryota, Metazoa, Chordata, Actinopteri, Scombriformes, Scombridae. Gene Ontology annotation, molecular function: dynein heavy chain binding. The record is from RefSeq and is a predicted model, not a curated record. Gene Ontology annotation, biological process: microtubule cytoskeleton organization; microtubule-based movement.